Manihot esculenta (cassava) is the source of this 810-nucleotide messenger RNA. RefSeq names its product mavicyanin. The record is from RefSeq and is a predicted model, not a curated record. Gene Ontology annotation, molecular function: electron transfer activity. Gene Ontology annotation, cellular component: plasma membrane. Lineage: Eukaryota; Viridiplantae; Streptophyta; Magnoliopsida; Malpighiales; Euphorbiaceae. The coding region runs from base 147 to 695 and encodes 182 amino acids. The transcript is spliced from 3 exons.
CAGCUUCAUCAUCGGCCUCACACGUGUGGAUUACACUGCCAGCUUCAUGUAUCCUUCAUAAACUACCAUCUUCACCAAACAGUCUUACAUGGUUUCUGUAGCUUAGCUUUUUAGUCUUUUAAGAAAGGAAGUUGCCUGGAAAAGUAAUGGCGAGUGCAGUGAAGACAGUGGUGGCUUUGGCUGUGAUUUCAGUAAGCCUUUGUGGGAAAUGGGUUGCAGCAGAGGUGAACCAUCUGGUUGGUGGUGAUCAUGGCUGGGACCCUUCUACUGAUGUGGCUUCUUGGUCUUCCGGCAGAACAUUCAGAAUCGGAGACAAAAUUUGGUUCGCAUACUCCAUGGCACAGGGAACGAUAGCUGAGCUCAAGACUAAAGAGGAAUACGACUCGUGUGAUAUAAGCAAUCCAAUCAGAAUGUAUACAAACGGCUUAGACAGCAUUUCGCUACAUGAGGAAGGGAUCCGGUAUUUCGUGAGCACAAACUCAAAGAUCUGCAAGAAAGGGUUGAAGCUACACGUGGAAGUGACGUCUGAAAAGUCAGGGACAUGUGAUGAUAUCCCAAAAUCAGAGGACUCUGCCUUGGCUGUUGCUGCGGGGCCAACGGCAUCUGAUUCAACCCACGUCGGAGCAAGCGGUGUCAUGUUUAUGUUGCUGUCUGGAAUCUGGCUGUCUUAUUAUUACAGUAUUAUGGGUAUUUAGGAGUGAUGUUAAAUUAUGAUGAAGGAUAUUAUAUCUAUUUUAAUAGAUAUUUGGAAGAACUAAGAAGUUAGGUUGAUGAGAAAUUUUAUAAUAUAAAAGUGGGAUUUAAUAAUUA